This is a messenger RNA of Eucalyptus grandis, 2405 nucleotides long. Its product is annotated as disease resistance protein TAO1-like. The transcript has 3 exons. The record is from RefSeq and is a predicted model, not a curated record. The coding region runs from base 16 to 1107 and encodes 363 amino acids. NCBI's taxonomy places the organism in Eukaryota, Viridiplantae, Streptophyta, Magnoliopsida, Myrtales, Myrtaceae. Gene Ontology annotation, biological process: defense response.
ACCAAUCCAAUUUACAUGUGGGACCAUUGUCAACUAAAUCCCCGAAGAGGAAUUGAAGUCCUUACUGAGAGGUGCUUGAUAAAGAUUUUGGAUAAUGAUAAGUUUUGGAUGCAUGAUCAACUCAUAGCACUAGGAAGGAAAAUUGUCCGUGACAACAGCCAUGGUGAACUUGGAAAGCAGAGUAGGUUGUGGAUUGCAGAAGAGGCCUUGGAUAUUAUAAGAAUCGAAGAGAGGAAGGACAAGGUUAUAGCACUUGACAUAGAUGGAUUUGAUUACUCCAUAGAGAUUAAAAAUCAGGAAUUUGAAAGAUUACAAAACCUAAGAUUUCUCAAGUUAUGCAAUGGAACCUUUGUUGGGGACUUUGCAAGGUGUCGUUCAAAGUUGACAUGGAUUUAUUGGUGUUGUCCUCAUUGGGAUUUUAGGGCGGACAAUAUGUAUUUGAACCAUCUUGUUGUUUUUGAACUUGGCUCAAGUGGCUUCACAGAUGAUUCAAAAGUAUGGGACUUGAUCAAGAGGGCACAUAAUUUGAGAGUUAUAUCCCUUACAGAGUGUGAUGGCUUAACGACAAUCCCGGACUUCUCUAAAUGCUUACAUUUACAAAGGUUGACUCUUGCACACUGCAGCAGGCUAAAGAGGAUUCAAAGCUUCAUUAGACAUCUACAGUCAUUGAUUGAAUUAGAUAUUGAAGGAUGCAUUGGUCUUACAGAAUUGCCCGAAGAACUGGGGGCACUAGCCAAGCUACAACGCUUCUCAUUGCAAGGAUGUUCUGGGUUGUGUGAACUUCCAAGCUCCUUUGGAAAUUUAACAUCAUUGAUAGAGUUAGACUUAUCAAGUACAGGCAUUGGCAAAUCAAAGAAAAUCACAAGAUGCAACUUAAGGUGGAUUGAGAGGUUAUCUAGAUUGAAAAAGUUAGAUUUAAAUUUGUCAAACAUCUGUGCACUUCCAGAGUUGGCUUCUCUUUCUCAUCUGGAAGAGCUUACUGUGUCUGAGGAAUGGGUAGAAUUCAAGAAUCAUCCACCCUCUCUGAAACACUUGCGUAUCACAAUGGGGGCGUCAUCGAUAGAGUUGAUUGCUCCAUCAAACUCGGUGCGUCAUCUUCUUCAUUAAUAUACAAUAGACUACGUGAGUGCAUAGGCUUGGAAAUUGAAUUGUUCUAAUUUCUGUUUGAUGCUAUAAUUCGGCAAAACUACAAAAGAGUAAAAAGUCAAAUAUUAUUCUGAAUUUGGAAGAAGAUAAUUUUUUUAAUCCAACGACAAAAAUAUAUCAGAGAUGAUAUUUAAAAAAUUUAAAUACUUUAGUGUUCCUUCAUCAUGUUCUUUUUAAUUUGAAAUGUUUUUUCUAUAAAUUAAAUAAAUAAACAAAUGAGUGUUGGAUAUUUUGUAAUAUGGUAUGUAUUUAUUUCGAAGCCUUGAUGUUUAGCAAUAAUUGCUCUCUUGAACUUUGGUACUGAUGCGCAAUAGCUUGCAAAUUUUGAGAAGUUUUAGAUUACCUUCUCACAUUUGCCUCACCCAAAGAAACUUUGAUUUAUGUUGCCUCCAUUAUUUUAUCAGCCAUCGUAGCCUUUAAGUUUUACCUAAAUGGACGAACUCAAUUUUCUUUUAUAAUCCAUGUAUCGUUCUGUGUUUUGUUAACUUCAUGACCCAUGUAAUGGACGUUAUUUUGUUCAAGAAGAGUGGUCCAUUUUUAAUGGCCAUACAAACGGAAAAAGUAAUGGCAGAAACACAGCCGAGAGUUUGUUGAGUAAUCUGCAACUUUUCAAAGUUUGCAUGCUAUUGUGCAGUAGUGCCAAUUUCACGAGGGUAAAAUGGUGUUUAUGAAGUAUGGUGCUAUUGUGCAAGGGAGCUAAAGUUCAAGGGGACUUUGAGCAAUUAUGCCUAAUGUAUGAUAUAAGGCUGACCAUAGGAGUUAAUAGUACGGACAUUGAUUAGAUAAUCAAGUACUAGUUUAAUCUGGACUGCCAUAAAGUAUCUUUACUACUUUCAGAAAUAGAUGACGUGAUGUCUUUUGUUAAGCAUUCCAAAGCCUCUAAAGCGCUAGACAUAAUUUUUUUUUUUCUUUUUUGGUCCAACCUAGACAUGGUUACUUAAAUACUAUUUAAAAAAGAAGAUUUUAAAUAGACAGUAAAAAAUGUAUGCGGAAUCCGGGCUCUUAUAUUUUGUUAGUGUCUAAAUAAAUCAAUACCUGCAACUAAAAUGAGUGGAAUAUGAAUAUGUAAUCUUGUGCUAGUCAAGGAAGGAAUCCAAAUUGAAAGGAAGUCUUAUAUAUUAGAGAAAGCUUUGAUUCCUUUCUUGGCCAAAUAUCCUUUCUUUAGCCACUUAUUUCUACUUCCUUUUCUCUUGUUGGAUAUUUGCGGAUCCUAGAGCAAUCUUUCCUCCUCUUUUUGAGGUUGCCAUCUUCUGUUGUAC